This is a messenger RNA of Annulohypoxylon truncatum, 1319 nucleotides long. Its product is annotated as 3-oxo-5-alpha-steroid 4-dehydrogenase-domain-containing protein. NCBI's taxonomy places the organism in Eukaryota, Fungi, Ascomycota, Sordariomycetes, Xylariales, Hypoxylaceae. The record is from RefSeq and is a predicted model, not a curated record. Gene Ontology annotation, molecular function: oxidoreductase activity, acting on the CH-CH group of donors. The transcript has 2 exons. Bases 123 to 1097 code for a protein of 324 amino acids. Gene Ontology annotation, biological process: very long-chain fatty acid biosynthetic process.
AACACUUCACCUCCCUCACCACAUCCACGGGGGCACCCAAUUCACCUUCUCUUACAUCUAGAAGGCGACUGUUACUAUCUAUCGCUUUGAUUGAGUCGAAGGGAACCUGCUGUAGGUAAAAAAUGGCAGGUAAAUUGACCUUGAAAGUCACCAACAGGUCCCGGAAGGGCCUUAAGGGACUUCCUUCAACCGUUGAGGUGCCCGAAGAUGCCACGGUCAACGACGCGAAGAAGAUCGUCGCGCGCGCCGCCAACGUGUCCGACCACUACCGCAUCGGCAUCUUCGACCCCGUGUCCAAGAAGACCAUCAAGGACAGGAACUCCCUCCUUCGAAGCCACGACGAAGUCAUAAAGCGCGGAGAGCUGCUCGUCAAGGACCUUGGCACCCAAAUCAGCUGGCGCUUCGUCUACGUGAUCGAGUACCUCGGACCCUUGCUCUUCCACCCGCUCUUCCUCAGCCUACGGCACACGCUCUACCCGGCCGCGUACCCGUACCUGGCGCCGUACCUGGCGCCGUACGGCGCGCGCGCCGACCCGAGCCUCUCCUUCGCGCAGCGGGCCGCCUUCGGCAUGGUGAUGGCGCACUUCGCCAAGCGCGAGCUCGAGACCAUGUUCCUGCACAAGUUCUCCGCCGCCACCAUGCCCUUCGCGUACAUCUUCCGCAACUCCGUCUUCUACUGGGCCAUGGCCGGCUUCCUCGGCGCCCUCGAGAUCUACGCCCCCUUCUCGCCCGCCGCCCUCGCCCCCGACGGCCCCAGCCCGCUGACCUACUUCGGGUUCUUCCUCUUCGCGGCCGGCGAGAUCCUCAACUUCGACGUGCAUUGGUAUCUCGCCCACCUGCGUAAGCCGGGCGAGACCGACCGCAAGAUACCCCGCGGCCACGGCUUCAGCAUCGUGACGUGUCCUAACUACAUGUAUGAAAUCAUUGCGUGGAUUGGUAUCAUCAUCGUUACGCGUAGCCCGUCCCUGUUCGCCUUCAUCUGCGUCGGCUCGUACUACAUGUACACCUGGGGCUGGGGCAAGGAGAAGACGUACCGCAAGCAGUUCGGCGACAAGUACAAGAAGAAGCGCUGCGUCAUGCUGCCGGGUCUGCUAUAAAAGCUUGUUAAGCUUUGCGGCAUUUUGACGAUACGACUAAUGUAGAGAUGGAUGUCCGCGUUCUGCCUUCAAUGUCCUUGCCUAGGUAUAUUUCUAGACGAAAGCAAAGGGGGGGCAUCGCAGGGCCAGAGACACGAGAAUAAUUAGAAGCGAAAGGAGUUCGGCAAGAUGUAGAAACGGAGCUGUAUCGAGCUAAUACCGAACUAAUCUAAUGAGUCCUAG